Messenger RNA from Abrus precatorius (Indian licorice), 2044 nucleotides. RefSeq names its product CTD small phosphatase-like protein 2. The record is from RefSeq and is a predicted model, not a curated record. Bases 166 to 1581 code for a protein of 471 amino acids. The transcript has 7 exons. Gene Ontology annotation, molecular function: phosphoprotein phosphatase activity. NCBI's taxonomy places the organism in Eukaryota, Viridiplantae, Streptophyta, Magnoliopsida, Fabales, Fabaceae.
UCUCUCUCUCUCUCUCUGUCCGAAAUGGAACUCUAGAGAGAGAAACCAAGGGUUGGUUCAGUUGCUACCACACAGCCUCUGCUGCUUUGACUGUCUAGAGGGACCUUGGUUCCCCACAGAUGUGCCCAGAGCAAGAUUGUUAUAUCUAUUGUAAGCACAAAUCAAAUGCCAUCCUUAAAAAUGAAGAGCAAAGUAAGCGUGAGCUGUUUAACAGAAAGAAAGGAUCUUCAUGUGUGUCCGAAAUCAAAAAUAAUUUCUAAAAACCUAUGUUCUAAAAUCAUGAUUUCUACUCAAAAGGCUGAAAUAGACACUACUAUUCAAAACUGUCUAGAUGUUUCCUCAAGGACGAUGCCCAAAGAUGUAGCAUGCGAUCAAUCUAUUGACAACAAAGAAUUUCUGGAUAAAGAAAACUCUGAAUCAGAGCACCAAUUUUCUGUGUGUUCCUCUGUCCUGGAUAAAAUGGAACUAACCAACCCCUUUACAGCAAACUUAGAGACAAUUUUUUCGCCUGCUUUUGAGCCCAUUGAAGUCCAUUCACAACAUUAUACUGAAAAAGAUUCAGGGAGCAUUAGUGAUACAGACAUGGCAGGAGUGGGAGCUGAUGAGGGAAGAACCAUAUGUGGUUAUGAAACAUGUGACGUAUCGGACUUCUACAUUUCUGACAUGAUCAUCACGAGCUUACCUUUUGGUGGAAAUUCCUUUGAUGAUGAUAUCAGUGAAUCCAACUGCCUACCUGAUUAUGGAUCUGCCGAGCCAUCCAUCUUUACUGCAUCUGAACAGUACAUGAUCCUGCCUGCCCUUGAGGAUGAUGUUAAAGUUGGAAAUACUUCUGAUAUCAUAUCUUAUGAAGAAGCUGUGAUGGUUCGAGAAAGUGCUAGCUUGUAUUCAGCAAUGGGUCAGAUAAGGUCCUGCAACCAGGAGUCUGAUGUUAAAAGUGACUCAGAUAAGUCAGAGUGCUUUGAUCCACAGUCAUUCAUCAAGAAUUUACCAGAACUAUCAGAAGUUGAAGUAAAUGGCCAGCCAGCUCUAAUUCCUAAUCAAUCUCCAAGAAGAAAGUCGAUAACACUAGUGCUUGAUUUAGAUGAGACACUUGUUCAUUCUACUUUGGAGCAUUGUGAUGAUGCGGAUUUCACUUUUACUGUUUUCUUCAAUAUGAAAGAGUACACAGUAUAUGUAAAACAGAGGCCUUAUCUCCACACAUUCUUGGAGCGAGUAUCAGAGAUGUUCGAAGUAGUUAUUUUUACAGCCAGCCAAAGCAUAUAUGCAAAGCAACUACUUGAUAUAUUGGAUCCUGAUGGAAGAUUUAUUUCUCGCCGUAUGUACCGAGAAUCAUGCCUUUUUUCAGAUGGAAAUUACACAAAAGAUCUUACUAUAUUAGGUGUUGAUCUUGCAAAAGUUGCCAUAAUUGAUAAUUCACCUCAGGUUUUCCGGUUGCAAGUGAAUAAUGGUAUUCCUAUAAAGAGUUGGUUUGAUGAUCCAUUAGAUUGUGCACUGAUGUCAUUACUUCCCUUUCUAGAGACCUUGGCUGAUGCUGAUGAUGUCCGUCCUAUCAUUGCAAAGAGAUAUGGUAACAAAGAAUAAGGUUUCUCAUUAGACCAAAUUUAGCAGAUCUCCUUUCUUCUAGGUUUAAGAAAAAUUUGCCCUCUAAUUAGAUGCUAAAGUCCCUUUUCUAUUUGAGUUUGAGUUGAAUUAACCUAUACAAUAAACUAUUGGUUAUCUUAUUGUUGAGUCCAGAAUUGGUUCCCUUUUCUUCUCUCAGUUGACAAAUGUGGAGUUCUCUGUUUCUCUUGAAAGGUAGCUGUAGCAACCAUCUCUUUUUCUUCUCUUCAUCCUGUUAGUCCUUGUACAGUUGAAGUUCGAAUAUUCUGUGGGGGUGUACAUGAAAUUUAUCAUAUUAAGGAAUAUAGUUCUGAAAGUUACAUAUUUCAUGGCCGAUCAAUUGUUGUGUGCUUCUAGAAAUGGAACCUGUUAUCUAGUUAAGUUUUAGUUGGUCUUUGCUAUUAUUUAUUAAUUGUUUUCUUGUCAUUUACUCCUCUAAGAUUAU